CGCGGGGGGGGGGGGCCCGCGGGCCCGAAAGCGGCGGAGAGCCGCGGGGAGCCGCCUGCCCCCCAUGGCGAUCUUCGAGGGCUGCUCCGCCUGGGGGCCGGCGGGACACGCGUCCGCCGCUCGGAUGACAGAAAAAAAAGCUCACGAGCACUUAUUAAAUGUGGGAGCGGCGGGCCGCAGCCGAGGCCGGACCAGCUUUUGAUCCUGGCGCGGCCGCUGGCCAGAAUGCGGAGCAAGCGGCGGGGACGUCGCGGAGCGCGUCGCGAAGCACAGCGAGCAGGAGCGGAGGAAGGAGGAGGAGGAGGAGGAGGAGGAGGAGGAGGCGGAGGCGGAGGAGGAGGACCGAACCUCCCACCGCUCGAGUGCCUGCCGCAGGCAGGCGCGCCGAGGCCCCCUCGGCCCCCUCCGAACACCGGAGGGAGGCGGAGGGAGCGCCCAACAAAAGGCGGGCGAGAGAGGCGGUGCGCGCUCGCAGCCAGGGCGCGCGUGGCCCGCCAGCCAUUGGCGGUGGCGGGCGGGCGGAGCGAGGGCGGAGGGAGGGCGGGAGGCGGGAAGGGCGCCGCGCCAGCGCCAGCUCGCUCACUCGGUGUCCAUGCGGGGCCUGUGCCCGCGGGCGUCCCUAGCCUGCUGCCGGCGCCCUCCCUGGCUCCGAGGCGCCGGCCCCCUUCCCGCGGCGGCCGCAGGCGAGGCCGCAGCCCGAGGCCGCCGCGCCCGCGGCCGGCGCCGCCUCCUCCUGGACCGCGCCGUCGAGCCACUGCGAGGCGGA
Molecule: messenger RNA, 766 nt
Organism: Prorocentrum cordatum
Lineage: Eukaryota; Dinophyceae; Prorocentrales; Prorocentraceae
Source: the annotation of a GenBank genome assembly